CACGAACUUGCCCCGAAAACAACCGCGGAUAUUAUCGUUAUUGCUCUCCUCCGAUUGUGGGCCUGCCUGCGGCAGAGCAAUAAGGAAGAAAGUCCAUUUGCUGCCUUUGUUUGCAGCGUAAAAUCAAGUAAUCUAAUGUCGACGUUGAUGCCCCAGUUUCUGUGUCCUCGGCAAAGUUUGAUUUAACAAGCAAGAAUUAUGGCCCCCGGGGUCGGUGCGUUUGCGGACCCGCUGUACUUGAGCAACAUCCAGAGCCCGGAAAACCCCAUGCUAACGAUGCUCAUGGAGAACGUGAAAAACAACAUGCAGAAGGUGAAUUUAGCAGCGCUGGACGCGGAGAAGCAGGCAUUUCACGUGACCAACCUGCUCGGACUGGUAAAGUGGAAAACGGAUCUGCUGAAAAUACGCAUUGCAAAACUAUCCCGCUAGUGUAAAAUGCAACAGAGAUUUUUCAAAAGGAAAAGUGGAACUUUUCAUGCAGAAGCAAAUCAAAAUUCAGGAUCCGGUAUGGACACUGUACCUGUCAUGGAUUCUUGCUGCACUUUGUACGAGUUGUUCGAUGCUUUUGCACAGCAUAGAAAAAGGCGUACAGCGACACCAAUCCGAACAACGUGAAACAGGGUGGCGUCGGGGUAGCACUAGGCGUCGCAGUUUCAACGUUGAUGUUGGAGAAGGAAAAAGGCGUGAAGACAGCAGAUAAGGAGGAGGACAAUAAAAUUCUGCGCGAAGACGAGAAAAGGUCUGUUGACAAGAAUAAAAGCGGAAACAUGUCGCAUGAAUUGAGGUCGUCAACUUGUCAGGCAAGUCGAAUAUGCAAACUACUGCCAUUUGCGAUGGUGGUAGCAGAGCACGAAACAAGCAAGAAUCAUGAGUGUCAACUCGCUUUUGGAUACGAUGUUGCUGCUGGCAGAUGUACAAGGUCAAGGACGACCGCAAUGGAUUUUUUUUGAACCUCCAGUGAAUGACAAUGUUGAGAAGCAGCAC
This is a messenger RNA of Amoebophrya sp. A120, 984 nucleotides long. NCBI's taxonomy places the organism in Eukaryota, Dinophyceae, Syndiniales, Amoebophryaceae. The record is from the annotation of a GenBank genome assembly.